GGGUGCUCACCCUCAACUCGCUUUGGUGUCCAAAUUUGGUCUGCUAUGUGGAAGCUGCCAACUGUACGCGAAAUGUGUCUCCAGGGGUGGGCCAGGUGGGGGCACCAAUUAUGGGCUACCGGCCACGCAAUGGAGAUGCCGCUCCGCUCCCGCUACCUGAUAGCGAUACGCUAUAACCACCACUUUGCCCUUCUUUUAGUCUUCCACAUCCUUCUUAUCUUCUACGUCUUUCUUGUCUUCUAUAUUCUUCUUAUUUUCUACUUUAUGAAUUUAAAAUAGCAAGGGUUACUGAUCGGGUGGGCGCCAUCAGCUCCUACAUUGAUUUUCGGUGAAG
Messenger RNA from Mytilinidion resinicola, 334 nucleotides. RefSeq lists its product as uncharacterized. The coding region runs from base 46 to 279 and encodes 77 amino acids. Lineage: Eukaryota; Fungi; Ascomycota; Dothideomycetes; Mytilinidiales; Mytilinidiaceae. The transcript has a single exon. The record is from RefSeq and is a predicted model, not a curated record.